UGCCAACGAGCAUUGUUUACUGAAUUCAAAGAUGGCGGCUGCUAAGAAGUAAAUGGUAUCUGGAGUGAGACCCUGGGAGAGAGAGAGGCCGACUAAGAAGGACUAUGGCGUUUGAGGAGAUUAAGAAGAAAGGAAUGAUAGAGGUGUCAGGGAUGGAGGGGGAGGUGGGCCUGGUGGCAGGGCGCAGUCAGAGGGAGAAGAGGAGGUCAUAUAAAGACCUCCUGAGGGAGGAGGAGGAGAUAGCGGCACAGGUGCGCAAGUCCUCCAAGAAACGACCCAAGGACUCUGAGCUGUUCUUAUUAGGAGGAGACCCACACAAGAAGAAGAAGAAGCACUCAAGUGAGGACUAUUUUUACAGAGACCUCCAAGGGUCGGGCCCGCCUCCCCACAAAAAGAAGCGCAAGUCGUCGUCCGACCACGGCUCCUCCUCCUUCUCCUCCCACCACCAGUCGCACUCCACUGACACAGCAAUGGGUCUCCUGCAGGCCAUCACGUCCCCCAUGGCCACAGGCUCCGACCCCAGCCCCCACCUGCACAAGAAGCCCUCCUACCCGCCCUUCUCCUCCUCCCACUCGUCCUCCAAGGAGCGGAAGCGUGAGGGGAGCCUGGGCGGCGGAGGGAAGGGGAGCCACUCCUCCUCCCACUCCCACUCCCACUCCCGGCCCUCCUCCUCCUCCUCCUCGUCCUCAUCCAAAAAGCACUCUUCCAAGUCGUCGCUGUACCACAGCGGCCACGGGCACAGCGGGGGCGGGGCCGGCGGCCACAGCGAGCCGCUCACCCUCCGGGAGGCGGAGGGGCUGAAGAUGAAGCUCAUCCUCUCACCCAAGGAGAAGGAGAGGGGCGACGGGGGCGCGGCUGAGGGCUUCCCCUUCCCGCCUCUCUCCUCCUCGUCAUCCUCCCUCUCGUCCUCGUCCAGCGCCCGCAAGGGGGGGCCGAAGAAGGAAAAGGACCGGGACAGGGUGCUGCUGUCCAAGGCUCCCAAGAAGAAGCAGCAGAGCAGGGACCCCCUGCCUGUGGUGGGCGAGGAGGUGGAGGUGGAGGGGCAUUAUGGUGGAGGGUUGGGGGGGCUGGCCGCAGACAGCUCCUCGUCAGCGGGGGAGCUGGAGGCGGGGGAGCUGGUGAUCGACGACUCCUACACCCACCUGACCAAGAAGAAGAAGAAGAGCAAGAAGAGCAAAAAGAAGAAGGAGAAGGAGAAAGACAGGGAGAGGGAGAAGGACAAAAGCGGGAGGGAGAAGAAGCACAGUAGAGGAGGGAGCAAGAAGAGUGGUGGGGGACAGUCGGGGUCGACUGUCCUGCUCUCGCCGGGUGACGCCUCUCGAGGACACACCCACUCCCACGGCUCAUCCAAUCACAACGCUGGGGUAGGGAUUUACACCAUGAGCUCGCCGGUCUCCUCCCACCACCAUCAGAGCAGCGAAUCACAGAGCGAGAAGAAGCGGAAGAAGGAGGAGAAGGAGAGGGAAAAGGCUGAGAAGGAAAAAGACAAGCCCAAGAAGAAGAACAUGACUGCCUACCAGGUGUUUUGUAAGGAGUAUCGGGUCAACAUCAAUGCCGAGCAGCCUGGACUGGUUUUUGGGGAGCUGAGCCGCAAGCUGGCAGAGGUCUGGAAACAGCUGCCCGAGAAGGACAAGCUGGUGUGGAAGCAGAAGGCCCAGUACCUGCAGCACAAACAGAACAAAGCAGAAGCCACCACUGUCAAACGCAAGAGCUCAGGCUCAGAUGGGGGCAAGAGCAAAGGGUCAACGAAAGGGGCAUCAGGCGGAGGCGUGCUUUCGCCCAGCCGGGUGUCAGUAGGCGUGUCCCUGUCCCCGGCGCGGGUCCCUGAGGUGGACCCCAUCGACGCAGCCGCCCACCUGCAGCUGCUGGGGGAGUCACUGUCCCUCAUUGGGCACCGGCUCCAGGAGACUGAGGGGAUGGUGGCAGUUUCGGGGAGCCUCUCUGUGCUGCUGGACUCCAUUCUGUGCGCCCUGGGCCCCCUGGCCUGUCUCACCACGCAGGUCCCCGAGCUCAACGGCUGCCCCCGGCACGUCUUGUCAAACACUCUGGACAACAUUGCCUACGUUAUGCCUGGACUGUGAGAGCAGCCGGGACCAUUCUGAAAGGGGGGGAUUUGGAGCAUACCAAGACAAGGACAAUGG
Megalops cyprinoides (Indo-Pacific tarpon) is the source of this 2141-nucleotide messenger RNA. It is a transcript of the gene hmgxb4a, whose product is annotated as HMG box domain containing 4a. The record is from RefSeq and is a predicted model, not a curated record. The transcript has 13 exons. The coding region runs from base 105 to 2081 and encodes 658 amino acids. Lineage: Eukaryota; Metazoa; Chordata; Actinopteri; Elopiformes; Megalopidae.